Messenger RNA from Uloborus diversus, 4983 nucleotides. RefSeq names its product ubiquitin carboxyl-terminal hydrolase 40-like. Gene Ontology annotation, molecular function: cysteine-type deubiquitinase activity; cysteine-type endopeptidase activity. Bases 328 to 4080 code for a protein of 1250 amino acids. Gene Ontology annotation, cellular component: cytosol; nucleus. The transcript has 30 exons. Lineage: Eukaryota; Metazoa; Arthropoda; Arachnida; Araneae; Uloboridae. Gene Ontology annotation, biological process: protein deubiquitination. The record is from RefSeq and is a predicted model, not a curated record.
GAAAUUGAGAUUGCAAGCGAGGAUUUGGAAAGCUUGUGAAAUCAAUUGAUUACGUUUAUAGAAAUUAUUUAGUAACUUGUGAAAAAAAUCAACUAUUGCAACUUUCCUACCUCUAUUUUAUUUAAAACUCGCGUUCUUUAGUACCUCUAAACACUCUUGACUUUCAAGAUCGAAACUUUUGAUUUCAAAAUAAUGGUUUUUGGUUAAUGUUUCAAAAUGAUGUUUAUAUUUUACCAUAUGUCUUAGCACAAAGUUCGUAGUGCUAUAUUUUUUUCCAAAAAAAUAUAGCGCUUCAUAUUUUUAUUUUUGUAUUGAGUUUUUCUACAAAUGUUUGGAAGUUUAUUCGAUGACGAAAGGCCGGCUGGUGUGAUGACUAACGUACACACUUUGGCUGCUCCUAGACCUCCAAAUCGUCGUCUUCCCUGUGGUUUGAGUGGUAUAGAAAAUCAAGGAGCGACCUGCUACUUAAACUCCUUGUUACAAACACUUCUAUAUACACCAGAAUUUAGAGAAGGAAUAUUUAGCCUCACAGAUGCAGAACUUGGAGUGGGAAACAAAGAAAGGGGAGGUAAAGUUCGAAAAAUCCCUGUUUCUCUUCAGAAAUUAUUUGCUAGAUUGUUAUUAGUUGAUCAGCAAGCUGCCUCAACUUUGGAUCUCACUGAAAGUUUUGGAUGGCAAAACAAUGAGGAACUCCAGCAACAUGAUGUGCAAGAGCUUAAUCGAAUCCUAUUUAGUGCUAUUGAUUCCUCACUUGUCGGGACUACGGGUAAAGAUCUGAUUUCAAAACUCUACCAUGGAACAACUGUAACUGAGAUUGUGUGCCAGAACUGUGGAAAAAUAAGUGAAAAAGAGGAAGACUUUUUAGACUUAAAUGUAAUUGUACAAAGUUUUGCCAGUCUGCAAGAUAGUUUAAAUGCAACCUUCCUCCAAACAGAAAUAAUGAAAGGCAAAAAUCAGUAUCGUUGCAGUAUUUGUUGCAAUUUAGUUGAUGCUAAAAAGGGUUUAAAAAUUCAGUGUCUUCCUCCAAUUUUAACACUAUCUUUAUUAAGGUUUACUUAUGAUACUGUUAAAAAUGACAGAUUCAAGGAGACUGCAAAGUUUAUCUUCCCAUUUGAAAUUGACAUGGCUCCUUACUGCAAAGAGGAGCUGAAACCUGAAGAGAGCUUUUAUGACUUGUUUUCCAUUUUAAUACAUAGUGGCUGUAGUUCCGCUGGUCAUUACCACGCAUACAUUCGAGAUGUUGAUUUCCUUGGAAAGUGGACUUCACAGGAUGAAGAUAGUGCUGCUGGCAGCAAGGAUUCCAUGGAUGGUAUCAAUGACCCUGUUUCAUUAGUAAAGGCUAUUUUAAGUCAACAAGAAGAUAAUUGCAUACCAUUAGAGGGUCUCUAUGGGGAAAUAACUAAAUGGAGUGGCCUGUCAUGGAAUAAAAAAUUUAAAAGUGGACAUGGUCUUCUUGUAAAGUUCCUUCAAAAAAAUUGUGAUGUAUUUCUAUUUAACUCUUCCACGAGUAUGGUUUACUUAAUAAAGGAUUCUUUUAACUUUGAAUCAUCUGGGGAAAGCUCAAGUGCCAAUGGAUAUGACCGAGAAACUGUCCUCCCUAAUAGUCCCAAAGAAACAAAGAAAAAUACUGUGAUUAAUUCAUUAAAGCUGAGCUUUUUUGAUAAAAAAAGGGCACAAAUUAGUGAAAUUGCUGUUAGUCAAUACUGGUUUGACUUUAAUGACUCUAAAGUUACUCCUAUUCAUCUAAAGGAUAUUAUAAAACAAUAUUCUGGACAAGAAAGUGCCUAUAUGUUAUUUUAUCGCCAAAGAUCUCUCUCUAGACCCUUAGGAGCUAUGGGUAAUCCGAAGUAUAUGAUGCCAGAAAGGCUAGUAAAAUUAACUGAAGAAGAUAAUGAAGAUUUAAAGAGACAAAGGGAAGAAUAUGAAACAGCUAUCAAUACCAUUACUAUUCAAGUGCACUUAGGAAAUAACUAUAAAUCUUCUAAUGGUGUCCUAGAGCCUAAACCGGGAGAAAUUCACUACUUGGAUAUGGCUAUCGAUAAAAGGAAGCAACUGUCUGAAUUACGUGAUUGUGUCUCUAAGCUAUGUGCUGGGUUUUAUUCUAGUCAAGAAUGUGUUCUUCAUACAGCACGUGAAGUGCCUGCAGGGUUACAUAUAUAUGAUGAAUUAACAGAGUCUCAAGAUUUUCAGCCAAUAAAAGACUUAAAUAUCCUUGAUGGGUCAAAAAUAUUUAUUUGGGAUGGCAAACAGAUUGAUGGUGAAAGUUUCUCAGUUGGUGUUGCUCAUGAACCAGUAUUGUUAAAUGUAACAAUGAAUUUGCCGAGUGGAGAAGCAACUGAAUUAUCAAAAGGUUUCCCUAAAACUACAACAAUUGGCGAAUUUAAAAUGCUGGUUGGCAGUUUAUUGCCUGUACCAGUGGAAGAACUGAGAUUUAGCAGAGUAGAUUUGCAAGGUGAAGAUGCCAAUUUGUCCCCUCUUACAGAGAAUCAUGAUGGGCGUACAUUAGCAGAAUUGUCUUUCAUUGAUGGAGAUAACAUCAUUAUUGACAGUAUAAAAUGUGAAAAUAUGGUUGUUAAAGUGAAUCAGAGGCUUACAGUUUGUGUACAGAAUUGUUGCAAGAAUCCCCUAUAUUCUGAUGAAACGUCCAUUCAACUGAUAGAGCUUGCACUUGACUUGAGCAAUAGUGUUGAAGAAUUGAGAGAAUUAGCUGUAUCUAAACUAAAUCUACCAAAUGAUCAAAGUUACAUUUUGAGGAAGUUUAUAAAAAGUCAGAACAAGCGACCUCCCUUGCAUGAACUUCAAACCUUAAAAGAAGCUGGUGUUUCAGAUGCAUCAUAUGUGACAAUAGAAGAAGGUGUACCACCUACUCUUGAACAAAUAACCAUCCUGUUCAAUGUGGGUGUAGGCAUAGGAGAUACUCCAGAUUUUGAAGUCACUGUGAACAAGAGCUGCACAGUACAUGAGUGUCUGAGGCAAAUGCUUUCUAUUGCAGGACUCACUGGCGAUUCCUGGCAUUUAAAAAAAACUAAUUGGUGUGGAGAAUCUAUGGAGCAGCUGUCUCUGUUGGAAGGUGUUACCCUCGAAGAUGAAGGUAUACAACAUGGGGAGAAUUUGCUUGUUAUAGAAGGACGAAUGCCUCCAAAAGGAUUCCUAAACUUCUCUAUUCACCUUUUCCCUACUCUUGAAAUGAUUCCUAACAUAUGUAGUAUGAAUGGACUUUAUAACUCUAUAGAAGAUCUUAUCCAAAAUUUUGGUGAAAAUGUCACUAAAGAUGACUCAAAUCGCAGCGCUAAGCUGGGUGAAGUUGAGCUCUCCAGUGAAUCGACUGUUGCUGACCUUAAGAAAUACGUCCUCACUCUUCCUUCAUUGUCUACCAUUUCUCUUCCUAAUAUAAGAUUUUUGAGGUUACGUUUGCUUGAUAAUGGAAGGCCAGGGAAAAUUUUAAGAGGCCUUUCCAAUACUCUAAGGAAGUUGAAAAUGCAAUCUCAGAGAUCUCUAGCUGCUCAAAUUUUAUUCAAAGAAGAGGAUCUGAUGCAAACAGAACUUUUACUAAAUGUGUGCCAACGAAUACCUGAUUCAAAAUCAUAUGCUCCGCCCGUUGAACUUGCAUGGGAUUCUAGUAAAUCAGCCAGUCCAAAAUCCUUAAAACAGGCAAUUGCUGAAGGUUUAGCUUGUCCAGUUGAGAGGCUUGUCAUAGCAAAACGAUUUCCAGAAAGAUGUCAAUGGCUUAUUAUUGAUGAUGGAACAAAUUCUAAAAGUAAUAAGAAGAAGAGAUGGGGAACUGUCAAGUCAAAUCUUAGACAUUCACCUUAUUUUUUGAGAGAUGGAGAUACAAUAGGAGUCAAAGAUCGUUUAAGUGACCCUGACGACGCUGAUGACUUUAUGACACCUGAUGACAUUGAAGGUCAAGAAAUUCUGAAAGUUGCUGCUGAAAAUAAGAGGUUAAAAAGACAAGAAGAAAAGAGUCCAUCCAGAUACGGAGAAUGGAUGCUUGGGGGAAGCGACAGGGAAUUGCCUCGACAUGCCAAGAAAUCCGAAGUUGGAAUAAAAAUACACGUGGAGGAUUUCACAUGUUCUUGAUUUGUGAUUGAAGAAAAAUGACAAAAUUUUUAAAAACAUUUGACAAGGUUGUCAAAAGUCCAGUUAUAACCGCAUGAAGUCCACGAACUGCAUUUUUAUACAGGUGUUACAGAUACGAUUGUUUUUCUCAAUAGCUUUUCAAGGAAAUGGUUAUUUAUUUAUAGACAUUCGCUCUCUGUGCGGUUCUUUCUUCUCUUGUGGUUGAGUGACAGGAGAAAGCAGCUUCUUACAACUUUAGUUUUUAUGCCAAUGAUUUCAAUGUGUGUUUUUACCGGAUGAUUGUGCUAUAUAGUGUUUAAAAGACAUUUCCAUGUGUACAUAGAAUGCUGUUGGGAAUUAUUCUUAUACAUCCUCAAAAAAGAAAUUAUGUUAUAAAUAUUCUUGAGCUUUGCCAUGUGUUUUUUGAUUAAGAACAAAUAGAAAGUUCUUAGAAAUUAAAAAAUCUACAUUAUUUUUGUGAGAAAUGUGUACUCAAUAAUAACAUUUACUACAAAUUUUUGUCUUACAUAUAUUUUUUAUGUAUGUGUUAGAAUUUUUUAUUUAUGAGAUCCCAAACAAUACUUUCAUAAAAUUAAAAUUAGUUAUUAAAUUCCAGUUAAAAUUACUUUUGAAAAUCUAAUUUUGAAUAAGCGUUAAAAAAUUAAUUCAGAUUAAAAUGUAAAUUUGUAUACUCAAUGCAUUCCAGCGUGUUGGUGCUAUUAUAGACAAUUGAACAUGAUGUUGAGCAACAAUAUAUUUCUUGCAACCAAAAAAUAUGAAUAUAUUUUAUUGAUAGCUAUGUAUUAUUUAUUUCUUUGAGCAGUGUCUUCUGAUUGUACUGGCUGUUUCUGUAGAACGAAUGUGCAAUUUGCUAAUUGUUUCUUUAAGCAGACUUAUGCUUAUGUGAAAAUAAAGUAUUUAAUG